AAAGCGCGUGCGUCGUAGACCGGUAGAUUUGAGGUGUCCGAUUGACCUAACCUAACGUAAUUAAGAUACACAACUAACACAACUGACAAAGUGCCGAGUUGAUUUACGACUAUCCAAACAAUUGCGUGUUCAAAUACAUGUAAUUUCGACUGAUUGCAAACGAGAUGGGUCGACGUAAAAGCAAACGGAAACCACCCAGCAAAAAGAAGGCCAUUCAACCGUUGGACACACAAUUCAAUUGUCCGUUUUGUAAUCACGAAAAAUCGUGCGAGGUUAAGAUGGACAAGUCCAGGAAUACUGCCAGGAUAACCUGCAGGGUCUGCUUGGAGGACUUUCAGACAACUAUCAAUCUACUGUCGGAACCUUUGGAUGUAUAUAAUGAUUGGAUUGAUGCCUGUGAAAAUGCUAAUUGA
This is a messenger RNA of Cyphomyrmex costatus, 413 nucleotides long. RefSeq names its product transcription elongation factor 1 homolog. Lineage: Eukaryota; Metazoa; Arthropoda; Insecta; Hymenoptera; Formicidae. Gene Ontology annotation, cellular component: transcription elongation factor complex. The transcript has 2 exons. The record is from RefSeq and is a predicted model, not a curated record. Gene Ontology annotation, biological process: transcription elongation by RNA polymerase II. Bases 165 to 413 code for a protein of 82 amino acids. Gene Ontology annotation, molecular function: RNA polymerase II complex binding.